CUCUGCAUUUCUAAUUGUAAGCACACAAUGAGAGAGCCUUGCAUAGGUUCAAUGGAAAAUGAGCACGUCCUUCCUGUAAACGCGUGAGAAGGGGAAGUAAACCGGGAGUUAAAGCGCAAGGAAGUGGAUUCCUCUCGCGGUUCAUGAGUUAAUGGGGAUGGUAUUGAGUUGCUCUUGGUGUCUCUGAUGCGGUGCUAAUGGUGUGAAUGUGCUUUGACAGCAGUCCAUGAAGGAGGCCGGAGAUGGGCUCCAGGAUCAGAUGAAUUGUAUGAUGGGCGCUCUCCAGGAGUUGAAACUUCUCCAAGUGCAGACAGCUUUGGAACAGCUGGAGAUUUCGGGACUGCGGAGCCAACCGCCAUCCAUCAUUCCCCGCCAGCCACGGCUGAGGAAUGGGAGAGAGGACUCCAAGAUCAGGCAGUGCCUGCAGGAGAAACACAGCAACCCCAGCGGCAGUGGUGCAGUCCCCCCAUCGGGCGACGUCUCCUUAUUCAGGCCGGCCGAUAAGCCUGUGAGUGGCUGGUCAGGGGAUUAUCUGAAGGAGGCAUCCUGUUUUGAGGUGCCGACGUCGGCGACGUCUUCUGGGGCUUUAGACUGUUUGAAGAAUGGGCUGGCAUCGCCUAGAGUUGACCUCGGUCAACAAGCGGUUCCAUCAACAGAGAAACGCCGGAUUGCAGCGGCCAGCAAGACAGUCGGUGAGACAACCCAAGCCAGCGAGGGCUCCAACGAUUGGACCUCAUCUCUGCUCUCCCAGAGCAGGAACAGGCAGCCCCUCAUUCUAGGGGACAAUGUCUUCGCAGACUUGGUGGGUAACUGGUUGGACUUGCCCGAGCUGGAGAAGAUAUCGCAGGCCGCCCCUGUGGAGGGUAGGGGUCGACAAGACCACGUCCCCAUUAUCAGCAAGUCUCAGGAAUUCCAGAAGAAGUUAACGCUCACGGCCAAUAUCUUCAAGAAGCUGCUGAGGAGCGUGCGGCCAGACAAGGGCAAGCGAGCCCAGGCGGCGGCCGCCAACCCAUCGGAAUCAAUCACUAAACGAUCCAGCAAGGCGUCUAAGCAGAAGGUGACUUUUUACUUUGCAUUGCGAGGCAAUGGCGCGCCAGCCAGCCGGCCCCUGGACGGCGCUGGGAGUGGGGCUACCAUACCAGAGGAACACAGUCACCGUGCCCACACUUGCACCAGGAAGCUGGUCCAGCCUGUGACGAGCAAACACUCUCAAUUUGACUACAACACAGUGGUUUGGGUCUGAAUUUAGUUCCUGGCAACACAAGUGAACGAAUUUGCACUUAAUUCCUUUGCCACGUUUCAUAGCUCCCUCCCCCAACUGUUUACAGUACAUUUUUAUCAAAAUGUUUUUUUUUUGUUUGAAUGGUUGAGUGUCCAGAUUGAAUUGUAUCAAGACUAUUUAAUGGGUCAUUGGUGGAUGAAGUGUGUUCAAACUUGAUACUUCUUCAGUUUGUUGAAGAUUUAUACCUGAACUGUGAUAUCUCAUCUGGUAACUCAGCCUUGAGGUUAUGGAACCUUCCAUCACAUCAUCCACUGGAACAUUUGGUGCACUAUGAUGUAAUGGGUCCUUUAUGUCCUUCUGGGUUAGAUACCAUUCACCAUUGAGCAGCAGACAGAUGCACAGGCUGGUUGGGCUCACAGAGACCCAAGGGCUUUUGAGUGUCCUAUGCUUUGAUCCAUUCCAUCUGAUGAGAGGCCUUGAGCCUACAGCAUUGGGUUGGAUUUGAGUCCUCCCUUAGUCUCCCAUCUCAGGGUUGUUGAAUCCAGAGCAGAAAUGGGACCACAAAUCUCUAUGGUGCCAAUGAUUUAAUAACCCAGUAAUACAUGGGAUUUUCCACUGCCACCCUUUGUCUGCAACAAAGCUUUCAUGGAACAUUACAGCACAGUACAGGCCCUUCAGCCCAUGAUAUUGUGGCAACCUUUUAUCCUACUGGAAAAUCAAUCUAACUCUUCCCUCCUACAUAGUGCUCCAUUUUUCUAUCAUCCAUGUGCCUAUCUAAGAAUUUCUUAACUAUUCCUAACAUAUCUGCCUCUAUCAGCAACCCUGGUAGAGCAUUCCAAGAGCCCACCACUCCCUGUGUGAAGAACUUACCUCUGACUUUCCUCUCAUCACCUUAAAGUUAUACCCCCUUCUAUUAGCCAUUUCCACCCUGGGAAAAGUCUUGGGCUAAUCACUUGACCUAUGCCUCUUAUCGUCUUAUAUAUCUCUAUCAAGUCACCUCUCUUCCUCCUUCAAUCAAAAGAAACAAGCCCUAACUCGCUCAACCUAUCUUUAUGAUAUGCUUUUUAGUGGAGGCAACAUCCUUGUAAUAAUAAUAAUAAUAAUAAUAAUGAUAAUUCUUCUUCUUCUUCUUUCCUUUCUUCCUUCCUUCUUUCUUUCUUUUUCUUUCUUUCUCUCUCUCUCUUCCAUAUCCUCCCUACAAAGAGGCAACCAGAACAGAACACAAGUGUGUUCUGCAACACUACCUCACAGUUCUUGAACCGAGUCCCCUUACUAAUGAAUGUCAACACACCAUACACCUCCUUAAAAACCCUCUCAACCUGCGUGGUGACUUUGAGGCUCUCCUCCUGCUUAACCUGCCACUUCCGUUUGCUGGCUUAUUUCCGCGUAGCAAAAUGAGUGGGCACAUGCUCAAUGUCACAUGGUGGUGUGACGACUUCAUCCGACGAGUGUGAGUAUUCUGUAGCCUGUGAACAAGUGAGAUGAAGCAUUGGAUUUUGGCUUUUACUUAGAACUGAUUUGACUGUUUUUAUCUGGAUGUAGUGUGUAAUGUGAGGUGUUAUGCCAGGUAAUAUCCUGGCCUGUACAGAGCUUUUGGUUGAGUGUGCUCUCCAUGGGGACACGGAGCUAGAUGAUCUAAUAAAUGUCGAUUGUGCCCCCA
Messenger RNA from Hypanus sabinus (Atlantic stingray), 2882 nucleotides. It is a transcript of the gene inka2, whose product is annotated as inka box actin regulator 2. The coding region runs from base 227 to 1243 and encodes 338 amino acids. Gene Ontology annotation, molecular function: protein kinase binding; protein serine/threonine kinase inhibitor activity. NCBI's taxonomy places the organism in Eukaryota, Metazoa, Chordata, Chondrichthyes, Myliobatiformes, Dasyatidae. The transcript has a single exon. The record is from RefSeq and is a predicted model, not a curated record. Gene Ontology annotation, cellular component: nucleus.